Molecule: messenger RNA, 935 nt
Organism: Lolium rigidum
Lineage: Eukaryota; Viridiplantae; Streptophyta; Magnoliopsida; Poales; Poaceae
Exons: 2
Coding region: 1-837 (278 amino acids)
Biological process (GO): cell surface receptor signaling pathway
Source: RefSeq, a predicted model, not a curated record
AUGGCGGCGGCGGCGUGCGUCUCCGGCGGCUCCGGCAUCGAGGUGCCGCGGGUGUGCGGCGACGUGGACGUCUCCACGGUGGUGGACCGGCUUCCUGCGCGAUGGGAUCACCCUACUGGCGGCGGAUCUUCGGAUCGCCGGUGUCUCCUCCUGAAGGAGCUGCAAAACCAGUGGACGCCCGAUCCUGUGACGAGCAGGCUGCUGCAAGAUCUAUACGAGGCCCUCAACGACGGGAGGGCGCUCGUGGAGUCGUGCCAGGAGAGGAGGACUUGGUCUCUCGUCUUCAGAACGCAGAAGAAGGCCAAUAAGUUCGACGCCCUCGACCAGCGGAUCUCCAAAAUCCUGGAGAUGUUCCACAUCGCCAACAUGAUCCUCAUCGUCAAGACCAACAGGAACGGCGUCGGCGCUGUAGCAGCGAGUGCCUACGCGUCGUCGUCGUCAGCCGCCGACGUCAAGGAGAUGGUGAGCCUGGCUGUUUCCAUCGUGGAGGAGGCCAAGAAGCAGAGGCAGAACAGGGAGGAGAUCCAGCAGCUGGUGCAGUUUGUGGAGCAGGUAGCCAACCUGUUGCAGCAGCUUCAGUCCGCCAACCUGUGGUGGGACGCCAAGACGAAGCUUCUGCUGGAUGGUCUAAAAGACCUUCUCCAGCAGGCUCGCAACAUAUUGUCUCAUCACAAGCAGCCGCACAGGAGUAACACCAGGAUGCCGCAGGCCUUCUUCUGCCCCGGCGGCGGCUACUACUCGCAGGACGAACCUGAUCAGAUACUCCAGGUCGCGUACGGCAUCUGGUACUACGUCCAGGUCCUCCCCAUCAUUACCAUGCGUCACAUACAUAUAUGAACAACAACAAUCGAUCGAAAUGCGUGAGACAAAUACAUCGAGAUCAGGUUGCCUGCCACAGGGAUGAUACCAAUGCAAACGUUUAAUUAAUAUAAUAU